Messenger RNA from Pleuronectes platessa (European plaice), 5318 nucleotides. RefSeq names its product NACHT, LRR and PYD domains-containing protein 14-like. The coding region runs from base 135 to 4028 and encodes 1297 amino acids. Lineage: Eukaryota; Metazoa; Chordata; Actinopteri; Pleuronectiformes; Pleuronectidae. The record is from RefSeq and is a predicted model, not a curated record. Gene Ontology annotation, molecular function: protein binding. The transcript is spliced from 15 exons.
UAUGAACUGGACUUAGAACUGGUUGUUUCCAAGAGUGAACUGGUUCAACAGGGAGGAGGAGCAUGAGAUCGGUGAAGUGUCAGACUCCAUUUUCACUUGGAUGAGCAGGAGGAAGAAAAGUGAGCAGUCUAAAGAUGAGUGGUUAUGAGGAGGAAGAGGAGGACAGAGCAGAGUCUCCAGGGUUCAGCUGUGUGUCUCUGAAGAGUGACAAGUCCAUGAAUCAGCCUCUAACCUUCAGGAAUGAACCUGGACCCUCAACCACAAAAGGUCAGGACCACAGACUGAGAGCAGAGUCUCCAGGGUCCAGCUGUCUGUCUCUGAAGAGUGACAUGUCCAAAGGACUUCCUCCAGAGUUCAGUAAUGAACCUGGACCCUCCCCCACAGAGGAGAGGAAGAGGAGUCAUGUUUCUGAGGAGGAGCAUUCGUCCUGCUGUGCUUCUUGUCAGGACGUCCUGAAGGAUCCAGUCUCCCACAGCUGUGGACACUGGUUCUGCAGACAAUGCAUCACCUCAUACUGGGACAAGUCCGGUUCUUCAGGAGACUCCUCCUGUCCCCAGUGUGGACAAAUAUCCAGAACAGGAGCUAGAGAAGAUCGUGGUCUGCAGGAGGUUUUAGAUGAACAUAAGCUCAGUGUGCGGAGGAGAUGUGAACAUGUGACUGAAGGAGCUGAUGAAGCAGGAAGUAGAACCCUCCUCAACAGGAUCUACACUGAGCUCUUCAUUACAGAGGGACAGAGUGAAGAGGUUAAUACUCAACAUGAGGUGAGGCAGCUUGAGACGGCUUCCAAGAAGAAGAUCCUCCAGGACACUCCCAUCAAGGUCCACGACAUCUUUAAAGUCUCCACUGACCAGCAGAGCAGCAUCAGAGUCGUCCUGACCAACGGCGUCGCUGGCGUUGGAAAAACCUUCUCGGUGCAGAAGUUCACUCUGGACUGGGCAGAGGGUUUAGAGAACCAGGAUGUGGGUCUGCUGGCUGUGCUUUCGUUCAGGGAGCUGAACCUGGUGAAGGACCAGCAGCACAGUCUUCUCACUCUGCUCCAUGUUUUCCAUCCAGCGUUACAGAAGCUCACUGCAGAGACGCUCGCUGUCUGUAAACCUUUGUUCAUCUUUGACGGCCUGGAUGAAAGCAGACCUUCUUUGGACUUCAACCACAGGGAGCUUGUGUCUGAGGUCACACAGAGGUCAUCAGUCAACGUGCUGCUGACAAACCUCAUCCGGGGGAAUCUGCUUCCCUCGGCUCUCGUCUGGAUAACCUCCAGACCUGCGGCGGCCAAUCAGAUCCCUCCUACAUGUGUUGACAGGGUCACAGAAGUAAGAGGCUUCACUGACGCCCAGAAGGAGGAGUACUUCAGUUGGAGAUUCAGUGAUGAAGAGCUGUGCAGCAGAAUCAUCUCACACAUCAAGACGUCCAGGAGCCUCCACAUCAUGUGUCAAAUCCCAGUCUUCUGCUGGAUCAGUGCUACAGUUCUGGAGCACAUGUUGACCACAGACCAGAGAGGAGAGCUGCCCAAGACCCUGACUGACCUGUACUCACACUUCCUGAUGGUUCAAACAAAGAGGAAGAACAACAAGUACGGUGAGGGACAUGAGACGACUCCACAGCAGCUGACGGAGGCUGACAGGGACGUUCUACUGAAGCUGGGGAGGCUGGCACUUAAACAUCUGGAGGAAGGAAACAUCAUGUUCUACCAAGAAGACCUGGAGCUGUGUGGUCUUAAUGUCACAGAGGCCUCAGUGUACUCAGGAGUUUGUACUGAGAUCUUCAGAAGAGAGAGUGUGAUCUUCCAGAAAUCAAUCUACUGCUUUGUUCAUCUGAGCGUUCAGGAGUUUCUGGCUGCAGUCUACAUGUUCCACUGUUACACCGAGAGGAACACAGAAGAACUCAACAACUUCUUUGGAACAUAUGGGAACACAGACAGUACCUUCUCCCUGGAUGACCUCCUGAAGAGAACCAUGGAGAAAUCCCUCACCAGUACAAAUGGUCAUCUGGACCUGUUUGUUCGCUUCUUUCACGGCCUCAGUCUGGAGACCAACAGGAGAGUCUUAGGAGGCCUGCUGGGUCGGACAGGGAACAAUCCAAAUAUCAUCCAGAGAGUCUUAGGAGGCCUGCUUGGUCGGACAGAGAACAAUCCAGAGAUCAACCAGAGAAUCAUCAGCAACCUGAAGAAGAUGCAGAGUGGUGACAUUUCUCCUGACAGAAGCAUCAAUAUCUUCCACUGUCUGACUGAGAUGAACGACAACUCAGUUCAUCAGCAGAUGAAACAGUUCCUGACGUCAGAGAACAGAUCAGAGGAGGAACUCUCUGAGAUCCACUGCUCAGCUCUGGCCUACAUGCUGCAGAUGUCAGAUGAGGUUCUGGAUGAGUUGGACCUGGAGAAGUUCAACACAUCAGAUCAGGGUCGAUGGAGACUGAUCCCAGCUGUGAGGAACUGCAGGAAGGCUCGACUCGGUGGUUGUGACCUUUCAGAGACUCACUGUGAAGUCGUUGCCUCAGCUCUGAAGUCAGACCCCUCACAUCUGAAAGAACUUGAUCUGACUAACAACAACCUGAAGGAUCCAGGAGUGAAGCUGCUGUGUUCUGGACUGGAGAGUCCAAACUGUCGACUGGAGACUCUGAGGUUUUUGAGCUGCAGUCUGUCAGAGAUCAGCUGUUCUUCUCUGGCUUCAGCUCUGAGGUCAAACCCCUCUCAUCUGAGAGAACUGGAUCUGAGUAACAACAACCUGCAGGACUCAGGAGUUAAGGUGCUGUGUGGUUUUCUACAGAGUCCAACCUGUCGACUGGAGACUCUGAGGUUGGGGGACUGCAGUAUGUCAGAGAUCAGCUGUUCCUCUCUGGCCUCAGCUCUGAGGUCAAACCCCUCUCAUCUGAGAGAACUUGAUCUUAGACUAAACGACCUGCAGGACUCAGGAGUGAAUGAGCUGUGUGGUUUUCUACAGAGUUCAGCUUGUCGACUAGAGAUUCUGAGGUUUUGGGGCUGCAGUCUGUCAGAGAUCAGCUGUUCUUCUCUGGCUUCAGCUAUGAGGUCAAACCCCUCUCAUCUGAGAGAACUGGAUCUGAGUAGAAACCACAACCUGCAGGACUCAGCAGUGAAGGAGCUGUUUGGUUUUCUACAGAGUCCAACCUGUCGACUGGAGACUCUGAGGUUGAAGAGCUGCUGUCUGUCAGAGAUCAGCUGUUCUUCUCUGGCUUCAGCUCUGAGGUCAAACCCCUCUAAUCUGGGAGAACUGGAUCUGAGUGGUAACAACGACCUGCAGGACUCAGGAGUGAAGGAGCUGUGUGGUUUUUUACAAAGUCCAACCUGUAGACUGGAGACUCUGAAGUUGGAGGGCUGCAUUCUUUCAAAGAUCAGCUGUUCUUCUCUGGCUUCAGCUCUGAUGUCAAACCCCUCUCAUCUGAGAAAACUGGAUCUGAGUAGAAACCACAACCUGCAGGACUCAGGAGUGAAGGAGCUGUGUGGUUUUCUACAGAGUCCAACCUGUCGACUGGAGACUCUCAGGUUGGAGGGCUGCAGACUGUCAGAGAUCAGCUGUUCUUCUCUGGCUUCAGCUCUGAGGUCAAACCCCUCUCACCUGAGAGAACUGGAUCUGAGUCACAACGACCUGCCACACUUAGUAGUGAAGGAGCUGUGUGAUUUUCUACAGACUCAAACCUGUCCACUGGAGACUCUGAGGUUGGAUCACUGCAGUCUGUCAGAGAUCAGCUGUUCUUAUCUGGCUUCAGCUCUGAGGUCAAGCCCCUCUCAUCUGAAAAAACUGGAUCUGAGUUACAACUACAAGCUGCAGGACUCAGGAGUGAAGGAGCUGUGUGGUUUUCUACAGAGUCCAACCUGUCGACUGGAGACUCUGAGGUUGAAGAACUGCUGUCUGUCAGAGAUCAGCUGUUCUUCUCUGGCUUCAGCUCUGAGGUCAAACCCCUCUCAUCUGAGAGAACUGGAUCUGAGUAACAACUACCAGCAGGACUCAGGAGUGAAGGAGCUGCUUUAUCUAAAGCAGAGUAUAGGCUAUCGACUGGAGACUCUGAGGUGGUGAUCUUUGUGGUGAGUGUGAAGAGGACAGUGUGUCCUGAGGAUCCAGAGGCUGAAGCAGCAGCAGCUUAUGUGUAGAGCGGCUCUGACUGGGCCUUGUUGCUGGGAGGCAGAGUGGAGACAGAGCUCCAGAGGAAUCAGAGGAGGUGAGCUGCUCUGAGAUAAGCUGUCACACAGUGUCCAGUCCACCAUCCUCCCUGUGUGUUCCUGUGGAUGUGACACAGCAUCAUCAGUGGAUCUGCUGCUGCUCUGUCCUUUGACUCAGUGUCUGCAGACUCACUCACCCUCCUCCACCUCCUCCACUCUUUUAUUCACUCACAUAAUCUGAACACAAACACACUCAGCAGAUUAUUUCUGUUCACGACGACAUAACUGCACAUCAACACUUUUCUAAAUCUGUUUUGAGUGAAUUUUCAGCAUCUUUUUCGAUCUCUUUUCUCCGUUCACGAUCUUUACUGCUUGUCCUCUUGAGGGCAGCAGGGGGAGCUGAAGCCGAUCCCAGCUGACAUUGGAUUGGAGUUGUCGUGCGCCUUGGACGGGUCACCAGUCCGUCACAGGGGCAACAAACAACCAUUCACAUUCACAUUAACACCUACACUCGAUGUAAAGUCUCCAAUUUACCCAACCCCUAAUCUGCAUGUUUAUGAGAUGAAGCUGGAGCACAUGGAGAAAACACGGAGAGAAUAUGCAGACUCCACACAGGAAGACCCCAUCUGAACCGGGAUUCAAACCGGCAACCUUCUGGAUGUGAGGUGACAGUGCCAACCACCUCGCAGCCCCAAAGUCUUGCCCCUCGCUACCGAUUGUUUUUAUUCAUAUAAAGAAUGUGUUUAUUGAAAUGAUACAAAACCAACAAAAUAUAUAAACCCUCUGUAAAGAGUCACAUAUAGUGAAUUUUUAUAUCCAUGUUUGUAUAACCACCUUUUUGUGUAUAUGUUUGUUUAUGAUCUUAAAUUUCCUGGAUUCACGUCACAAAUGGAUUUAGUUCCACACAGAGUUAAACACAUUUAAAUCCCUUUGACCUUAAAAUCAUAGUUUGUCUUUCACUCAAAAGAUAAAAGUCUGGGCUUAAAAAUGGGACGUUUUCAUGACGUUUUCAUUGACCCACAGGUGGCGCUGCAGUAUAACAGCAGCACAUCCCAGUGAAAGCCUUUAUAUUCAGUCUAUGAGUCAAACACAUGGAUCAUUUCCUCUGUGAAUAAACAGAUGUAACGAGAAGAAAAACAUCUCAGAGAGAAAAGUUCUGUUUCUACUUGUUUCUGCUUUAAUGCUCAAUAAACAUCCUUCCACCGAC